Messenger RNA from Ochotona princeps (American pika), 1240 nucleotides. RefSeq names its product tropomyosin 2 (gene TPM2). Gene Ontology annotation, biological process: muscle contraction; actin filament organization. The coding region runs from base 133 to 987 and encodes 284 amino acids. The record is from RefSeq and is a predicted model, not a curated record. The transcript has 9 exons. Gene Ontology annotation, cellular component: actin filament. Lineage: Eukaryota; Metazoa; Chordata; Mammalia; Lagomorpha; Ochotonidae. Gene Ontology annotation, molecular function: actin filament binding.
GCAGUCGGGGACAACCCAGUCCCGCUCGGUCCUCCUCACCCAGCACCCUUGUGCUCCCCGGGUCCGCGCCGUCCGUCAGUCCACCAGGUCCUCACUGCUCCUUGCUGGCCGGCCCGCCCCCCCACCGCAGCCAUGGACGCCAUCAAGAAGAAGAUGCAGAUGCUGAAACUGGACAAGGAGAACGCCAUCGACCGCGCCGAGCAGGCCGAGGCCGACAAGAAGCAAGCCGAAGACCGCUGCAAGCAGCUGGAGGAGGAGCAGCAAGCCCUCCAGAAGAAGCUGAAAGGGACUGAGGACGAGGUGGAGAAGUACUCCGAGUCGGUGAAGGACGCCCAGGAGAAGCUCGAGCAGGCUGAGAAGAAGGCCACGGACGCUGAAGCAGAUGUGGCCUCUCUGAACCGCCGCAUCCAGCUGGUAGAGGAAGAGCUGGACCGGGCACAAGAGCGCCUGGCCACUGCCCUCCAGAAGCUGGAGGAGGCUGAGAAGGCAGCCGACGAGAGCGAGAGAGGGAUGAAAGUCAUCGAGAACAGGGCCAUGAAGGAUGAGGAGAAGAUGGAACUGCAGGAGAUGCAGCUGAAGGAGGCCAAACACAUCGCCGAGGACUCGGACCGCAAAUAUGAGGAGGUGGCCAGGAAGCUGGUGAUCCUGGAAGGAGAGCUGGAGCGCUCAGAAGAGAGAGCUGAGGUGGCCGAGAGUAAAUGUGGGGACCUAGAGGAGGAGCUGAAAAUUGUUACCAACAACUUGAAAUCCCUGGAAGCCCAAGCCGACAAGUACUCCACCAAAGAGGACAAGUAUGAAGAGGAGAUCAAGCUGCUGGAGGAGAAGCUGAAGGAAGCUGAGACCCGGGCAGAGUUUGCAGAGAGGUCUGUGGCAAAGCUGGAGAAAACCAUCGAUGACCUGGAAGAUGAAGUCUAUGCACAGAAGAUGAAGUACAAGGCCAUCAGUGAGGAGCUGGACAACGCACUCAACGACAUCACCUCCCUCUGAGCCCACCCAGUGUGGCUGCCUCGGCCCCCCUUUCCCCCUUCUUUCCAUUCUCUUGGGGGAGGGGAGGCAGGCAGAAGGAGCAUAGUUUUGCCAAGAUGGCACAAUCAGGCUGGGAGCAGCCUGUGGAGUAACCCCACAUAUCCCGACCCCACGUACCCUGGCACUGGCUUCAUCCUACCUUCUCUCUGCUGCCCCUGCACCUGCUGGCCUCCACCUCUUCUGCUGCUUUAAUAAACUCUGAACUUGGUCUCCA